GUCUUGUUACUACGCUCACUGUAGGUCAGUGGCGAGGUUAAAAUAGUUCGAAUUUAACAAAAACACUAAUAAAGCUACUUUUUAAAUGAAAAGUCAAUACAUUUAUGGACAAGUGAACACGAAUACCUCAUGAGACAAAAAGUGUUAUAAACAUUUAAGAAUAUACAAAGGAAAGUGAAUCGUGCAAGAUAGCGCCAUAACUGGAGAAGUAAACAACUGAUAACGAGUGAUUAUUGCUUCAUUUUAUCACAAUAAGUUGUUAUUCCACUCACAAUGGCAGGGCCAGUAGCUAGAAUUCCAAAUUUAGUGUCGUUUUUAGUGAAAAAUGCACAAAGUGCACGUGCGUUUUCAACGACGAGUGCUAAAAACUCAAUUCUCGCGCUGAACUGGGAAGAUCCUCUAAAUUUAGAGAGCCAACUACACGACCAUGAGAAAGCGGUGCGCGACACGUUCCGGGCUUACUGCAACGAGAAGCUACUGCCGAGGAUAGUGGAGGCGAACCGCAGCGAGACGUUCCACCGGGAGAUCUACAAGGAGGUGGGCGAGCUGGGCGUGCUGGGCUGCACGCUGCAGGGCUACGGCUGCGCCGGCGUCAACUACGUCACCUACGGGCUCAUCACGCGCGAGCUGGACGCCGUGGACUCCGCCUACAGAUCCGCCGUCAGCGUGCAGAGCAGCCUCGCCAUGGGCGCCAUCUACAACUACGGCUCCGAGGAACAGAAACAAAAAUACCUACCCCGAAUGGCCAAGGGCGAACUCAUCGGCUGCUUCGGACUCACCGAACCAAAUUACGGCAGCGACGCCGGCUCAUUAGUGACGCGUGCGAAAUAUGACGCCGGCACUAAAACAUACAAAUUAUCCGGGUCCAAAACGUGGAUUACGAACUCCCCGAUUGCGGACAUUCUGGUAAUAUGGGCGAAGGACGACGAGGGUAAGGUCCGAGGUUUUAUUGUCGAACGGGCUCAAGUCAAGAAGGGUCUAGACACGCCGAAAAUCAAUGGGAAGUUUUCUUUGCGAGCGUCGGCAACGGGCAUGAUAUUGCUCGACGAAGUGGUCAUACCGGAGGAGAAUUUAUUGCCGAACGUAGUGGGCAUGAAGGGGCCAUUCGGAUGUCUCAAUAACGCGCGGUACGGGAUCGCUUGGGGCGCGCUGGGCGCCGCGGAGACUUGUUUGCGAAUCGCCCGCCAGUACACGUUGGAUAGAAAACAAUUCGGCAGGCCGCUCGCCGCGAACCAACUAAUACAGAAGAAAUUGGCCGACAUGCUCACCGAGAUAAGCCUGGGCUUGCAGGGUUGUUUGCAAGUGGGUAGAUUGAAGGACCAGGGCUUGGCGGCCCCGGACAUGAUUUCGCUUAUAAAGAGAAAUAGUUGCGGGAAGGCUCUGGAGAUUGCGCGUGUGGCCCGAGAUAUGCUCGGCGGCAACGGAGUGGCGGACGAGUACCACGUGAUAAGGCAUGUAAUGAACCUGGAGGCUGUUAACACUUACGAAGGCACUCACGAUAUUCAUGCACUCAUUUUGGGGAAAGCUAUUACCGGGAUACCAGCGUUUCAGUAGGGCAUUAGGUUAUUACGGUGCCAUAAAACGUAAUUAAUGACUGUACGUAAAAUAUAUGAAGGUUGUAAAUAAAAUAUUUGCGCGUUGCAUUACAAGUCCAUGUAAGCGUAAAACAAGUGUAUUCUUUGGUUAAGUAAUUGUUUACAUUGAUUAAACAUUUUAUUUAUUA
Molecule: messenger RNA, 1723 nt
Organism: Plutella xylostella (diamondback moth)
Lineage: Eukaryota; Metazoa; Arthropoda; Insecta; Lepidoptera; Plutellidae
Product: glutaryl-CoA dehydrogenase, mitochondrial
Biological process (GO): fatty-acyl-CoA biosynthetic process; fatty acid beta-oxidation using acyl-CoA dehydrogenase
Cellular component (GO): mitochondrial inner membrane
Molecular function (GO): flavin adenine dinucleotide binding; fatty-acyl-CoA binding; glutaryl-CoA dehydrogenase activity
Source: RefSeq, a predicted model, not a curated record